Hordeum vulgare subsp. vulgare (domesticated barley) is the source of this 2417-nucleotide messenger RNA. RefSeq names its product protein FEZ-like. The coding region runs from base 1231 to 2319 and encodes 362 amino acids. Gene Ontology annotation, molecular function: DNA binding. NCBI's taxonomy places the organism in Eukaryota, Viridiplantae, Streptophyta, Magnoliopsida, Poales, Poaceae. The record is from RefSeq and is a predicted model, not a curated record. The transcript has 3 exons. Gene Ontology annotation, biological process: regulation of DNA-templated transcription.
UAUGGUUAGUCAACUCAUGAAUAAAUAUUAUCAAAUGGUAAGAUGACUGUACAGGCUUGAACGUGUGCAUAUUUUGUACAUUCGAACAGCAGAGCUGGACAUGAGCCACUGCUACAUUAAUCGUGACCAGCAUGUGCACGGUUAACCAAACUGAUGUACUCGUUGUUGGAGCAAAGCUAGACCACGCACCUUUCCACUGUGGCAACUCAAGCGAUUAAAAUUUAGCCUACAAACUGUGCCUAGAAUAAGGACCUUCUGUUCCAACACUCGCUAGCAGAGUCACUCACGCUAGUUUAUACAAAAGUGCAAAAAGAUCACACUGGUAAGGCCAUCAUUAUUAAAAAAUGCAAAAAAAGAAAAAACUGGGAAGGGCAUCACAAUCUCUGGGUAAACAGUCUGUACGUCUCCCGCUCUCUCUCUCUCUCUCUCUCUCUCUUACAUGCACUCCCACACACGUUGACGCUUAUCCUGAUCAAAUACAAAUUACAUGUUAAUGCUCCAAAGCAUAGACUAGUCAAGGAAAACUGCAUAAAGUCCGUGAAACAUAUAAAUUUGGUUUCAGAUGACAUCAAACGAAUAUAAAUAUUCAUUAACAUUUUCUUAAGCCAAAGGUGCUCAAGAAGAGUUGCAUGGUUUUGGUUACUGCCGCAUAUCGGAGUACUAUGUAUUUAAAAAAUUGUUUAUCUGGAGAGGCCGGAAUACUAUGAAACAAAAAAAAAAUCAAAACUAAAUCUAGAAGGCAAGUGUUGUACAGUUUAAGAAUGUUUUGACUGCUGCACAUGAAUAUUCUAAGUGUGAACUGAAAGUGACAUCCCUUCAUGGUACUCAGCUUGUCUUUGUUGAGAUACUAAUACAGCAUUAAAUUAAUCAUGACAGCUGCCUGAAAGGGACUGGCAUGCCUUCAUGCUACUCAGCAUGUCUUAGUUGAGAUACUAAUCCAGCAUUAAAUUAAUCAUGACAGCUUUCAAACAGAGAAGGAACUAAACCGAAUUAUUAGAAGGAAGACCAAAAUCCUUCGGACCUGUGGCCUGUGGACCUCAGCCAGCCGCUCCAGGUAGCUCAAGUCUCGUAUAUAAAUACACAUGGUGUGUACAUAGUACACUGCAUCACAACAUCUGAAGUGCACAUCUCUUGGUCAUUGUCUCCACCUUAGCAGCUUCAUUCCAAGAAGCCAUUCACUAGCUCACUGCACAAGCCAGUUGCAGAAGUAUUCAUACCUUUGUGAGAGAUAUGGAGAGCAGAAAUGACGUCAAAUCAGAUGAGAUCCUCCUGCCCGGGUUUCGGUUCCAUCCUACCGACGAAGAGCUGGUUAGUUUCUACCUCAAGAAAAAGAUCCAGCAGAAGCCCAUCUCCAUUGAGCUCAUCAGGCAGCUGGACAUCUACAAAUUUGAUCCAUGGGACCUCCCAAAGCUUGCAAGCACCAGAGGUGAGACGGACUGGUACUUCUACUGCCCAAGAGACCGCAAAUAUCGCAAUAGCGUGAGGCCAAACCGGGUCACAGCAGCUGGGUUCUGGAAAGCCACGGGAACAGAUAGGCCGAUUUACUCCUCCGAGGACACCAGGUGCAUAGGUCUGAAGAAGUCCCUUGUCUUCUACAAAGGCAGAGCAGCAAGAGGGAUCAAAACCGACUGGAUGAUGCACGAGUUCAGGCUCCCUUCGCUCGCCGAUACAUCACUUCCCAAGAGUAGGCCGAUCGACAAGAACAUCGCGCUCAACGACUCUUGGACCAUAUGCAGAAUCUUCAAGAAGACUAGUUCGACGGUGGCGCAACGAGCGCUGUCUCAUGCUUGGGGGGCUCCAUCGCCUGGGGCAACUGAGCAACAUCUCCUCUCCGCCAUGCAACCGAUGCAAACUUCACAUUUUGCUUUGGAGAGCUCCACCUGCUCAUUGCAAGUUGCAGCAGUGGCACCAUCAAAUCAGUUCAUAAGCUUCAACGGUGGUCCAUCUCCACAAGUCCUCAAAGGUCCCACUCCCACCAUCUUGCCAUUCCAAACACCACUGCCAUCACACAAGCCCGUGCUGCGCACUACGCCGCCACCGUUCUUCUUCGACGCACACUUUGGGCAGCCUGAGCAGAUCACUGGAUUUGUGACUGGUUCUUCUGCAGAUGUGAAUGCUGGCAUGAGCUGCAGGGACCAAGAGUCAUCCACAACGAAGCAUGGCGGCAAUUUCAGGAGCUUGAACAAUGAACGGGAGGCUCCGGGGAGACUUGACUUCCCAUUCGAUUUAGUAGCAGACUCUUCGAAUGACUGGGAGUGCAACAUACCUUGGGAAUCCUUUCUUAGCCCAACACUCCCUGCUGAGAUCUCACAGCACUAGAUGCCUAGCUUGCCCUAUACGGAGUGGGAGGUGUGCGCCACCUUCACCUGUUAGCAUUUCUGUUAGCAAAGGCACCAGCCAUUUGUUCAGUUUUGGAU